Messenger RNA from Hansenula anomala, 1365 nucleotides. It is a transcript of the gene VPS30, whose product is annotated as beclin 1. The transcript has 2 exons. Gene Ontology annotation, cellular component: phosphatidylinositol 3-kinase complex, class III, type II; phosphatidylinositol 3-kinase complex, class III, type I; phagophore assembly site. Gene Ontology annotation, biological process: autophagy; late endosome to vacuole transport; autophagosome assembly. NCBI's taxonomy places the organism in Eukaryota, Fungi, Ascomycota, Saccharomycetes, Phaffomycetales, Wickerhamomycetaceae. Bases 1 to 1365 code for a protein of 454 amino acids. The record is from RefSeq and is a predicted model, not a curated record.
AUGCCAUCCACCCAUCAUUGUCAAAGGUGCAAACUACCAUUAUCUAUUGAUGUCUCGCUAGCAAAUCUGAGUAAAGUCCAGGCUAAUCUUUUGACUUCGGGAAGAAAUGGAUAUGGGAAGGGACAACUCAAAAAUACUGAUCUAGGUAAUGAACCUUUCAUUCCUGAAGAGAGACUCAACUUGUUACAAAAUGCUUCUAAGAAUUCAAGCACCCAAGCAACACUGAGUAGAAAACUAUAUGAUACAACAGACUCGUUUGUGAUACUACCUCAAUUUGAACAACAAGAUGAAGAUGAAGACGAAGGGUUGGAUGAUGAUAACAAGGCUCUUUCAAAUAGAUUGAACACCUUAUCAAAUAUUUUUGAUAUUUUGUCAUCCAAGAAUGAGAUUGACUAUCCAGUCUGUAAAGACUGUGCUCAGAUAUUGCUCAACCAAAUGAAAAGCCAGUAUGAUAGAUCUUCAAAAGAACGUGAUGUUUACAUUCAAUUUCUUCAAAAAUUACAAAAUAAACAAUCACCAGUAGUGGAAAAAUCACAAGAAUCCAUUGAUGAAAUUGAUAGGUUAAAAAAACAGGAAAAAGAAUUGCUCGAUGAACUUAUGUCCCUUGAACACGAGAAAUCAGAAUUGGAUGAUGAAAUCAAGGAUGUACAAGAUGUGAUUGAUAGUUUAACAUUGAAAGAGCAGAUGUUUUUUAAAGAUGAAAAUAAGAAGGAACUAGAGGUCAGAAGUUUUUUGAAAGAAAGAGAUACAAUAAAGGCUGAAUAUGAGUUCAAUUUAACACAAUUGGAUAGACUAAGGAAAACUAAUGUUUAUAAUGAUACUUUCAAUAUAUCACACGACGGUCCAUUUGGAACUAUUAAUGGGUUGAGACUUGGAAGUAUAGAUAGCUGCAGGGUCCCAUGGCAAGAAAUAAACGCAGCAUUGGGCCAUUUGGUGCUAUUGAUGGCUACAGUGAGUUCUAGAUUGAAUCUCAAAUUACAAGGCUACAGAUUGAAACCUAUGGGUUCUACUUCCAGGAUCGAAAAAUACGAAAGAGACUUAUCAAAUCCAAGCAAACCAAAAGUUACAAUAUUAGAAGUUUAUUCAUCAGGAGAAUAUCAAAUUGAAAGGUUAUUCACACACUCCAAGCUUGACAAUGCCAUGAUUGCAUUGCUUGAAAUUGUUUCUCAAAUUGCUACCAAGUUGAAAGAGCUUGACUCAAAUAUUGAUUUACCAUACAAAAUGUCAAAAGAUAAGAUUGGUGAUGCCAGUAUACGGCUCUCCUCUAAAACGGCUAAUGAAGAAUGGACUGGUGCAUGCAAGUUCCUCUUAACAAAUGCAAAAUGGAUUUUAGCUUAUUCUAGUGCCCAUAUUCCAUCUCGAUAG